AUGCAUUUAAUCGCCCUUUGCGCUGUGGCAAGCGCCAUCGUUGUUGGUGUACAUGGUCAAACACAAUAUACUGCAACAAACGCGGCGUCGGUGGCUGCUGCGAGAGCCACCGCUAGGACUCUCAGCCCAACGAGCUAUGUGAAGGGUAAAACGUUUGACAGAGUUGUACAAAUCUGGCUGGAGAAUACAGACUUUGAUAUGGCACAAGGAGACCCAUCUCUCCAAUCAAUAGCCAAGAAGGGGAUCACUCUGACGAACUACGAGUCUGUAACUCACCCAAGUCAGCCUAACUACAUUGCUUCGGUUGGAGGACAGACGCAUUGGGUUAUUUGGGAUCUAUUCUCGCGAAUUAGCAAAUCGACCAAGACCAUCGUGGAUCUUUUAGAUGCCAAAGGUGUUUCCUGGAGCGAGUAUCAAGAGGAUAUGCCCUAUUCCGGGUUCCAAGGAGACUUUGUUAAUCAGCAAAACGGGAAGAAUGACUACGUGAGAAAGCACAACCCAUUGAUCUCCUACGAUUCCGUUUCUUCAGAUCUGGAUCGUCUAGCGAAGAUCAAGAACUUUACAAUGUUUGACCGUGAUCUCAAGGCGAACAAACUCCCACAAUGGAUGUUCAUUACUCCAAACAUGACAAAUGAUGGCCAUGAUAGUUCAAUCACCGUUGCCGGAGCUUGGGCGAAAGGCUUCAUUGAACCUCUUCUCCAAAACUCGAACUUCAUGAAUAACACAUUGUUGAUAUUGACUUUUGAUGAAGCUGAAAAUUAUUUCGCUAGAAACCGUGUGAUGACGGUGUUGCUUGGAGAUGCUAUACCGGCCAGUCUUCAGGGUACAACAAAUGAUACCGAGUACAAUCACUACAGCAUUUUGAAGACUGUAGAAAACAACUGGAAUUUGGGAGAUCUUGGGGAGAAUGACAAGAAGGCAACCGCAUUUUGGUAG
This is a messenger RNA of Glarea lozoyensis ATCC 20868, 936 nucleotides long. Its product is annotated as acid phosphatase phoa. Gene Ontology annotation, molecular function: hydrolase activity, acting on ester bonds. NCBI's taxonomy places the organism in Eukaryota, Fungi, Ascomycota, Leotiomycetes, Helotiales, Helotiaceae. Bases 1 to 936 code for a protein of 311 amino acids. The record is from RefSeq and is a predicted model, not a curated record. Gene Ontology annotation, biological process: phospholipid catabolic process. The transcript has 5 exons.